AUGGUAGAGAUUCGGGGAAGAUUUAACAGAACAGCGGCGGCUUUUAACGUGGCAGCGGCGCGUGCACGUCUGCCUUGCGACAGCAGCAGCGGAAGCGAUCACUCUCCGGAGGAUACAUCGGAUCUUUGGGAUCUGGUUGAAUCAUUUAUCGACAGAGAAGUGAAAGUUUUGCCGGAAGAGGUUCCUGAGGAAGAUAACGACGAUAAAUCGGACAUUGAUGAUGAUGGAGACUACGAAGAUGUGAAGGAGAGGUUACGAGAGAUUUUGGAAAAUCGCGGAGGCGAAGAAGGGCGGAGAAUAAUUGAUGAGGCGGUAAAGGCAAGCGGGAUCGUCGGAGAGAAACGCCACUUAAUGGCUUUUCUACGUAACAAGGGUUUUGAUGCAGGUCUAUGCAAAUCCCGAUGGGAGAGAUUCGGUAAGAACACGGCCGGGAAGUACGAGUACGUCGACGUUAAAAGAGGAGAUAGUAACCGUUUUAUCGUGGAGGCAAAUCUUGCCGGAGAAUUCGAGAUUGCUCGGCCUACGACAAGAUACCUUUCUCUCUUAGCUCAACUUCCAAGUGUCUUUAUUGGAACACCUGAGGAGCUGAAGCAGCUAGUGAGAAUCAUGUGCUUUGAGAUAAGACGGUCGAUGAAGCGAGCGGAGAUUCACGUGCCACCAUGGAGGAGGAACGGUUAUAUGCAAGCCAAGUGGUUCGGUCACUAUAAACGAACCUCUAAUGAAGUGGUGACUAGGGUUAAGAGCUGUGACUGUGGACCGCACGUCGGUUUUAAGGAAUCGCCUAAAACGGAGACGUUUAACGGAUUCAAUGAGGUAGAGAAAAUGAGGAAUGGUUUAAAGGUCGGUCAGCUCACGGUUGCUUUCAACGGCGGUGGGAUGGGGUUUCAAUAGUCGCAGAAUAAAUUAUAGGCCUCUAUAAGUUGAUAAUUGAUAGUUUUUAUAUUAUUUUGUAAAUAUAGAUGAGUUUUAGGGGCAAUCGAUAAAGUUGUUGCUUAGAUUUCGGCUAUCUUGAUUAGUACAAGAUGGGCUUUUCCAAUUUCAGCCCGUUAUGUUACUGGCCC
Molecule: messenger RNA, 1061 nt
Organism: Thlaspi arvense
Lineage: Eukaryota; Viridiplantae; Streptophyta; Magnoliopsida; Brassicales; Brassicaceae
Source: the annotation of a GenBank genome assembly